UUACAUAUAAAUAUGACGAUUGUAAGCUAACAAUCAUAUUCUUAACAAGUGUUUGAGGUUUAUGAAAAUAAAUUAAUAAAUAAACAUGAAGGUUUUACUCGUUGCAAUCUUGGUUGCCCUCGUCUGCAUCACACGGGCUUCACCUAUUGAAAGUCCGGAUGUCGAGAUACCAGAACUGGCAGCAGAUGCUAUGGAACCAAUGGAGAUGUUAAACGGCGCUCGUCAACGAAUCUGCACGGCCGCGUUGUGUCAAUCUGUGUGCAGAAGUCUGGGAUGGCGCACAGGCAGCUGCAACGCGCAACUAUUGUGCAUCUGUCGACGUUAACUAAUUAAUUUAAAUUUUAAAUCUUAUGUUAAUUCUUUGUUUAAUAAAUUUUUAGGCAUA
Pieris rapae (cabbage white) is the source of this 385-nucleotide messenger RNA. RefSeq lists its product as uncharacterized. The record is from RefSeq and is a predicted model, not a curated record. The coding region runs from base 86 to 325 and encodes 79 amino acids. Lineage: Eukaryota; Metazoa; Arthropoda; Insecta; Lepidoptera; Pieridae. The transcript has 2 exons.